This is a messenger RNA of Pogona vitticeps (central bearded dragon), 3111 nucleotides long. RefSeq names its product retinoic acid-induced protein 3. The record is from RefSeq and is a predicted model, not a curated record. Gene Ontology annotation, cellular component: extracellular exosome; plasma membrane; signaling receptor complex. NCBI's taxonomy places the organism in Eukaryota, Metazoa, Chordata, Lepidosauria, Squamata, Agamidae. Gene Ontology annotation, biological process: G protein-coupled receptor signaling pathway. Gene Ontology annotation, molecular function: protein kinase activator activity; G protein-coupled receptor activity.
AAGGGGGGGAGAUAUAACUCUUACGAAACUAGGCAUAGUGUGGAGAAAUUGGGCAGAUAGGGGAAAAAAUCCCUCGUAAUACUAGAAAGUGGGGUUACCAGCUGUCUAAAUCGAUUGCUGGUAGGUUAAAAGCAAAUAGCAGAAAGUGUUUCUUCUAACAAUGCACAUUUACCUUGUGGAAUUUAAUGUCAGGUGAUAAGGUGAUAGGUAGUAACUUAAAUGGCUAUGAAGAGAAAUAGAUUCCUGGAGGAUCGGUCCAUCAAUGAGUAUCAUCAACCAUGAUAGCUAAAUGGCACUUCUGUGUUACAUAGGCUCUGAAAACCUAUGAAAAACAACACUACCAAUCAACAGGCACAAAUACCCCAUCUUUUUCCUUUCUAACAGAAAGAAAACAGAGGAAGUGAUGGGAAAACACAGGAGGGUAACAAGAAAAACAUGGUGUCUGGAAACCACCCACAUUCCAAGAGUGAGAUAGGAUAAUUGCCCCCUGAAAGCUUCAUCUGGAAACAUCCUGGGAAGGAUUAUCAAGUGCAGCUGCUUGCUCUUCAGAAAGAGCAUGUCAAGUACAUCUAUCUGAAAACCCAUCAGUUCCAACCGGACUAUGUAAAAAUAAACAUACACAUUAUGAAGAUCUGGGAGACAGAGUAUCCACCCAACUGCUUCCAAACAGAUUUGCUUUCACCAGUAAGGCAACUGCCCCAUUUAUGAUGGCUAACAGCACCCUAGCACCUCCUCCUGGCUGUGGCAACAUUGACCCCAACUAUUAUUUCCUCUGUGAUGUCUGCGAAGCCUGGGGCAUCAGUUUAGAGACUGUGGCUGCUGCAGGCAUCGUGGCUUGCCUGGCAGUUCUGCUGACAUGCUUCAUUUUUGCUUGGAGGGUCGAAGAUAAGAACAAGAAAAACAUGGCUGCUCUUCAGUUCCUCUUCAUUCUGGGCACCCUGGGAAUCCUCAGCCUCCCCUUUGCCUUCAUCAUCAGGCUUAAUAAAAUCACUGCCCCCACUCGUUUUCUCUUGCCCGGGGUCCUAUUUGCCCUCUGCUUUUCUUGCCUUCUGAUGCAUGCCUUCAAUCUCAUCAGGCUGGUGAGAGGAAAGGUUCCCUAUUCACAGCUCUCAAUACUGCUCCAUGCUUUGGGUCUCACGUUUGUUCAGGUCAUCAUAGCUAUCCAAUACAUUGUCCUCACUGUAGGACGAGAUGGCAUAGAUCUUGCUAGAAUGGGACGGGAACAACGCAACAAAGACUUUGUCAUCCUUCUGACCUACGUGAUUGUCCUCAUGGUCUUUGCCUUUCUGAUUUCUACACUUACUUUCUGCGGACCAUACAAAGGCUGGAAGAAGCACGGGACAUACAUCUUUGUCACUCUUUUCUUCUCCAUUGCCAUCUGGGUAGCAUGGAUCAGUGUGUUACUUGUGAGUGGUACAUCUGACAGUGUCCAAAGCAAGUGGGAUGACCCACUUAUUGGUGCUGCUCUGGUGGCGAAUGGAUGGGUUUUCUUGAUGAUGUAUACAGUGCCAGAGAUUUGCUUCCUUGCUACCCCAUGCAAAGCUGGGUACUAUCCUCCAGAGAAGCCUGCAACCACACAACAAAUUGUUGAAGAGAGUACUCAAGCCCCAGAUAAAGAAGGAGCUGAGGAAGAUGUUUUGCUUCCCCCAAAUGGGAACAGCCUCCAGCUAGAGAACUCUGAAGGUGAACCACAUUUCUUAAUCCCUCGGGUAAUGCUUCAUCCAGCAUACAAGCAGGACAUGGUGGGGUGCUCCGAAGCCAAGAAAGAACCAACAACAGACAAAAAUUGAAUUUUAACAUGCAUAGAACCCAGAAAAAGCUCUGGGUUCCUUUAUUGGCCAGCUUCUCUUUUACCAGGCAGUCCUCUGCCCACCUUAAGAUCACUGGAGUUUUCCAACCUUCAUUAACAUCUUCCAAACAUGUCCCACCAGACCAACUUUUCUAUCCUCCUACCAUGAAAUUCUAACCCCUGUCCUAUUGGUGGUUUGCAGUCCAGAGGAACUUUAUCUAUGUAUUGUGAUUUAAUACUGUGCCAAGACCUAGAAAAUCUAAGCUGCUUUGGGGUUCAUUGUGGCAUACUACAUACUACUACAAGUAUAUCCAGAUUUACUGUUUCUUUGCCUGUAAGUUAGAAAACUGUAUUCUUUUCUCUUCCACAGUGCACUUGCUUCCCACUGUUUUGCAGUUUUCAGCGUUCCUCUAUCCGCCAUGAAACUCUAGGGCACAGAUACUUACUAGCCAACUUUGCUGACCUUUAAAUUCAUUUGUGUCUCCACAUUGUUGAUCUGCCACAUACACACACCAUUUGUAAAUAUUGCAAAACGGUGUGCCCUUUGAAUUCAGAGUUUUGUGCUUGGCAGUCCUACAGAUGGGAGGUCCUUUUGAUGCCUUCAGUGUUGGCAGCUCAAUGUGCAACAAGAAGGUUCAAAAGUCACAGUGCUGGCACUCUGUCCCCUGCCUUAUUCCCAAUAGCAUGGUGGGCUCAAUUGUGGGCACUCACAGCUUCCCUCCUCGUCCUCUCCCUCCUUCCUUUUUUGAUGUGGCAACAUUGCACAAGCACAGUGUACAUUCACACUAGAGCUGUGCAGACUUGUGUUUUUGGAGAAUCGUUUUCUUUAAUACCCCAGGUAGCAGUGGGAAAUUCAGCCCACAAAUCUGCAGAGCUCUAUUUCCAAUCCCUCUCUGCUGUGUCAGUGAGCACUGGUGCCAUUUGAAACAUCAUGCCUAGGCUUUGAUGCAUCCUUUCACACACAAAGAUCAAACUUGCUCCUCCUCUAGUGCCACUUGACUUGGAGAUUGGUCUCUCUCUACCUGGAAAGCUGUGAAAGUGUAUCAAAUGCCCUGAGACAACAAGCCAGCAAUCUGAGACAGGGAAACCCAAACUUCACUGUACUCAAUUUUCAGAAUUGCAAACAAUACUAGAAUGCGGGGUUUCAAGAUUUAAAAGCAAAUAUAUCAACAAUAUGAAAGCACGAAAUAAAAUCCCUUUGAAACCAUCUAAAAACACAUUUUUUAAAAAAGCAAAUCCCUCCUUAAGUUCCCUUCCUGAGCAGCAAUUCGUGUUAAACGCUUGCCUGGAAAGAAAGGUCUUUGCCUACUGGCAGAAGGACA